Molecule: messenger RNA, 1592 nt
Organism: Alosa sapidissima (American shad)
Lineage: Eukaryota; Metazoa; Chordata; Actinopteri; Clupeiformes; Clupeidae
Product: tapasin-related protein-like
Exons: 8
Coding region: 41-1330 (429 amino acids)
Source: RefSeq, a predicted model, not a curated record
AAAGUUUGUUACGGAUGCUUCAGCUGUGUGCAGCUUGAACAUGAUCGUGAUGUUUAACGUUCUUUUUUCCGUGCUUUUCACAGCUAUUGUCUCGCAGUCUAUACACGAGGCUCGUUGGCUGCCAUGUCACUUUAUAGACGAAUAUGCUGAGAUCUUCGAGAAACAAGGGAAAACAAAAUUUCGAGAUGCCAGGCUGCAGUUUGGCCAGCCCGGAGACAGUCCUGUCCAUUCGGAGUUAAUAACUUUCCUGGUCACAGCAUCUAAGGUGGACAUGCGACGAUACAUUAAAGGUGGAUUGGACACUCUUCAAUGCGAGGUGCGCAGGCACUACUCGGGCGGGACGCCGGUGCGCUGGCCCAAGUUGGGAGCCCAGGAGCACGACAACUGGUUUACCUGCACACUGCACCACACGGAGGGACUCUUUGUCAUCACUUCUGUCCUCAGACAGAGUUCCAAUGUUCGCAAUGUUAUGCAGCCAGGCCUCCAACAUUGGAUUCAACAGUGGGUUCCAGUUGCAGAUAAAGACAUAAUCAGCACCACAGCUGUAAUGUUGAUGUUCACCAACACCCCCACUGUGGUGGUCGGCCUGAUGAAGGAGCAGACCCUGAACUGUGAGUUUGCUGUAGACCACAAGGCAGCCCACCUCACUGUGGAGUGGCACCUGCAGCGCAAAGGCAACCGCUCCAAGCUCUUCAGCUACUCCAGCCACACGGGCCAGAGUGAGGGCAGUGGUGUGUCUGUGAAGGCCAUUGCUAAGGGAGACGCGUCUCUCAAGAUCCCCUUUACAAAUAUAACUAGUGAGGGCACCUACGUCUGCUCUGUGCACGUACCUCCAAUCUCUGGCAGCCACUACAUACAACUGAACAUCAAGGAGCUGCCCCGUUUGUCCCUCAACGUGAACUCUCAGGUGUCUCUGUCUGUGGGGGAGUUACUGCGGGUGGAUUGUGAGGCGACAAACUACUACCCGCACGAUGUGCACAUGGAGUGGUUGAAGGAGUCUCUUACCCCGGGAGCAAGCCGCAUGCCUGAGGUGCUGAACAAUACCACGUUCUCCAGCCACCACCGCAAGCAGAAUUACACCUACUCCCACAUUGUCUCUUACCUGCUCAAGCCCACCCUCCAGGACUCUGGGUACCGCUACUCAUGCAGGCUGUCUCACCAUGCUCUGCAAAUGCACAUCCAGAAGAGCUUCACCCUCAGUGUCACGGAUAAGGAUUCAUAUCUCUGGUACAUACCUCCUAUUCUGACUAUACUUGGAAUCCUGGGUUUCCUCUUGAUCAGACGACGUGCAGUACCAAAAGGACCUAAGGGUGUGUAUGGCCGCGCCUAGAACUGAAGGGUAAACAUGUGGGUUUUAAAAUAUGGCACACUAAUUGGGGACAAUCCCAUGUUUCUGUUUACACCUGAAGCACUCCAACAACAGGUUCAUGUUGGAGUUUAUGCAUUUUUGAGUUGGUUGCCAAAAGUGAAAUAUCAUUGGAUUCCUUGGAUCAAUUGAAGUACAACGCACACUAUGACAGUGGAAAUCAAAAUUUUGGAAGAUGACUGAUCCAUUUAAUUUUGGAUUAAAAGAACCAAACUGUUUUAGCCUA